Messenger RNA from Cydia pomonella (codling moth), 5850 nucleotides. RefSeq names its product homeobox protein Mohawk. The record is from RefSeq and is a predicted model, not a curated record. Gene Ontology annotation, molecular function: DNA-binding transcription factor activity, RNA polymerase II-specific; RNA polymerase II cis-regulatory region sequence-specific DNA binding. Lineage: Eukaryota; Metazoa; Arthropoda; Insecta; Lepidoptera; Tortricidae. Gene Ontology annotation, biological process: regulation of transcription by RNA polymerase II; muscle organ development; cell development. Gene Ontology annotation, cellular component: nucleus. The transcript is spliced from 4 exons. The coding region runs from base 2891 to 3715 and encodes 274 amino acids.
AUUUAAAAAUAUAUAUGUAUUUAUUUAUUUUUUUUAUAGACCUAUCGACCACACAUUGAUUUUUACUUUUUACUAAAAAUAUACUUGUAUUUUUAUUUUCUCUUUCAGUUAUAUAGUAUCAGUAUGUAUGGUCUGAUGGAGUGACACAAAAAAUUUUUUUUAUUUCUAAAUUAAGUAGCGGCUCACAAAAUAUAUAUAUGUUCAAAAUUUCAUACAAAUAUAUUAACUUACUAUACGUUCCGAGUAAACUGGCUGUGACAUACGGGCAGACAGACGGACGGACGGAUCGACAGACAGACGGGCAUGACGAAACUAUAAGAAUUACGUUUUUGCCAUUUUGGCUACGGAAAAUUGUAUCCCUCCUACAAAAAUACGUAAGUACAUAAAUGAUAUCAAUUCAGAUCCGAUUUAUGAAAACAAGAAUAUAGUCGGCGCAACGUAAGAACCAAUAUUUGACACUUAUAAAUGUGAACCUUAUGUGUAUUAAUGACAUUACCUUAUGCAUUUAUAUUUCCACUGCAAACCUAUUGUGAAAAUAAUAGUUAUUGCCUCAGAUACCAGGAAACUUAUUAUUUCAUUUCAAACCAUUUUGCAGUGUUUCUCACCUUUUUGUUAACGGCGUCUAAUUGGCGGUUUAAUAUUUACCUUUUUAAGCGAAAAGAAUAGCUUAUUAACUGACUUCAAGAUUUCAAAAGGAGGAGGUUCUCAAUUCGGUGUAUGUUUUUUUUUAAUAUUUGUUAUUUUGAUUUUUUUUUUAUCUACAGACAGAUAUAUUACAGAUUGGUCCCGUUUUUGCCAAAACCCAGUUUUGGGGGCCUACCGCGAAAACCGAAUUCCGCAAAUUGCGGGGAUCUUUCUCUUUUACUCUCACUAAGACGUAAUUAGAGUGACAGAGAAAAAUGCCCGCAAUUGACGAACUUCGAUUUUCACGGUUGUAGCCCUGAUGUUGGGAUCCAUGAGGAAUUAAUGUGAAAGGCAUAUAUAUAUUGAUUUUUGUAUUUUCUUUAACAAAUCAAGUAUUUACAAUUGUAGAAGUGACAUUUUAUGAAGUGGAACUGCUGAUGAUGAACAGAACGGAACUCUUCAACGAUGCAUAGUUCACGUUUGGCAAUUUGUUCUCUUUGCAUGUUUGUCAAGCAGUUAGGUUUUCAAGGCACAUUUUUAUAUUUCUAUCCUAUUUCGUUUUUUUAAUAAUUAUCUGGUGCUUUAUUUCAUGCAUGGCAUAUUUGCAUAAUUUAUUUUGAAUACAGUCGAAUACCCUAUUGCGGGUAUCUUACCAGUCAACCAUAACGCUGUCUUUUAAAUUUCAUUGUAUGAAAGCCAAAAUCAACAAUAAUCGUUCAUUCACCGGUCUCUCUCAUUGAAGUCGGUUUUUUUUCUUAAAAAUUAUUAAAUCCAACGAAAUAACGGUAAUUUUUCGAUGAAAUUCCAUUUCGGGAGAAAACUUUUCCACUAACUACAUCUUAACAUAUCACUUUGAUUUUGAUGUCGAACGGUUUAGCUUUUUUAUAAAAAUAUUUUAUAUAUAUUUUUUUGCCUAAACCUAGUUUUUUAUUGUGUCAAUAAGAUACUAAAAAAUCAUGGAGAAUGGAAAAUAUUUAGAAGUGGAAAAACGUUUUCUCUUUUUGUAUGGACAGUCACGUGCUAUACUUACUUCCCUCUCGUGAUAAAGCGACCAUAUGGCCACCGGACGACGGCAAACCUAGAUGCAAAAGGUAUGGUUUAGGUAAAGGUACAUCUUAAUUAUAUAAUUAUGUUUAUACCUAUUCCAGCUUCCUAGUACCUAGGUACCUACUUAUAAUAUUUUUCACAUAGUUUGGGUUCGGUGACAGCUGUCAUCUCAAUACAAUUUGGCAUAUUAAGGUUAGAAAUUGUAUUGAAAUUACAGCUGUCACCGAACCUAAGCUAUGUGAAAAAUAUUAUAAUGAUCACUGAGCUCAGUCGCGAAUGGACAGACGGUAAAGGGGCCCACUGAUUAGUAGUCCGCCGGACGGUAUCGGCCUGUCAGUUAGAACAAAAAGUUGACAGCUCCGAACAACUGGCAGACCGAUACCGUCCGGCGGACUGCCCCCUUAAGACAGGCAGGUGGACAUAAAGAAAGUAUGAGAGUUCCUAGUUGAGUGCGAAACCCUACACAAAUCAAACAUAACUACAGGCAAAACUGUGUUUAAAAAAACCCAUAAAGCAGGCCUUGAUGUGAUUUCAUUCUAACAUCUUUAAUCUUGUCAAUUUACGACAAAUUAUUUGCCGAUUCAGUUUAUAGAGACAUUCUCUGCUGAAUAAUUUAUGAGUAAAUUAGUAAUUAACUACCUACUUGCCUACUUCGUUACUACCACUAUUAUCUAUGUUUUUAAUUAUAGGUACUUAACUUACACUAAAUAAGAACGUCACGAAUGGAGGUAUUCGGAGGUCACUAUUUACAAACAUUUAACAUAAAAUUAGUUAUAACACGCAGAUUAUCACGGCAUCGAGUUUUCAAAAGUACUUCGUGACUCACCUACCUCCACAUCUGUGAAGUCAACUGGCCUGGAAAAAAGUAAUAAUCAGCACAAUGUCAAGGAUGUAAACAAUGUAUAAAUAGUUGAUAAAAUUUUUACAAUUUUAUCUGUCGCAGAGGUGUUUUGAAGACUUCGCGGGAGACAUCCUGAAAUAACGCGAUUUGCAGCGGCGGCGCGCGCGCACCCGCGCGGCGCUGCUGUCGCCCGCGCCUUUCCGACGCCAUUUUCACACACGCACCGAGCUUUCCCGCGGACAGAUCACCAAGCAUCCCCCGCAGCGGCAGCGCGGCAAGACACGAGUCGUGUCUCAAGCUGCGGCGCCCUACGCACGUGCUCGCCCGUGUCUAGUGACUGUGCACUUACACCAAACUUAAUCGUACCUAAAUAUUCAAAUGACUCUAAUUCAAAACCUGAGUGAAGCAAAAGGCGAAACAAUGGAGGGAUCCCCGGCCAAAGAGGACAGCGCCAAGUCCUUGAGGCCCGUGAGAAACAGACGAUACACACGAAGGAGUCUAGUCGCAGGCCAGCGUCCUCAGAAAAGGUUAUUCACGCCAGAAAUAAAGCGGUAUUUAAAGGAUUGGCUAGUGCGUCGAAGAGACAAUCCCUAUCCUAAUCGAGAGGAAAAGAAAUACCUCGCGGAUGAAACAGGCCUUACCUACAUUCAGAUAUGCAACUGGUUCGCUAACUGGCGGCGCAAAUUGAAAAACGUCAAUGCAGAUCGAAACCAACAGACAUGGGGCCAUCUCAUCCGCACAUACAACGACCGCGCUCAGGGCAACGUGGAGCAGUUCAGCAUCAGCUCCGACGACAGCAUCUGGAGCGAGCCAGAGCCCACCAGCUCCAACUACGAGUCGAUAGACUUCGAGACUGAACACGACAGCCCGGAACCACACUACCAAGAGGACUCUGACUCCUCCACAAAUUCUAAAGAGAAAUGCGAAUUUUUCAAUAACAAUACCUAUAGCGAGCAGCAAGAAUGUCUCGGGGAGUCGAAGAAAAUCACGAGUCCGUUACUCCUUAGCAAGUGGUUGGAGAGCGCAGCGAGGUUUCAGCCGAGUGAGAUGAACUACUCAUGGUGGGCGGACGGGAAGCGGCGGCGGGUAGAGGCGCGCCCUCAGCGGGUCGUUAACACCGCGAGGCACGACCGGGACGAGGUGGAGGCGGCGGUGGCCCUCACUGCCCUCGCCAGCGCCACCACGCGCCUCACUGCCCCGUAGAGUGUUCGCACUUACCACAACUCAUUUAUGUGAUUUUCUUCACUCCGCACAAUGCAUUGAUAUGUGCUACUUGAUUGAUUAAGUGUCCUGUGCUGACAUAAUACGACACCUUUCCCAUGAGCUCUUUCAGAAACAAAUUAUAGGACUUUGACAAGAACGAUUUGGGGAGAAGCGUAUUUUAAAUUAAACUUAGGUAUUUGCAACCUUUACCGCUUCAAAAAACUUACGUAUAAUAGAUACCUAUUUCUCCAGUCAAUUACUAUUUUAGUACUAAUAAAUUAUAUUUAAGGCGGUUAUGACACUGGCGCCGCAACUGAACGCGGAGACGGCGUGGCGGCACAGCGUUCGGUUGCGGCUCCAGGCCUCAUUGCCGUAAGGAUUUCCAACGAGACUAUUUGACGCAAUGUUUUUUAAUUCGCCUACUUUGGUGUCUUACUGCUGGGCAAAGGCUUCCCCUCGUUUUCUGCCCUCGACCCUGCCAUCGGUAUUUCUCCACCAUUUGGGGUUAGAAUGCGUCCAAGUCGACCCGCCAUCUCCUUUUCGGUCUGAUUGUAAACAAUCAGUAACCAUUUUGGCUCACAUUUCCGGGAGCAGGUGGCAGACAUGUCCAGCCCAGUCUCACUUAAGCUUAGCGGUUUUGACACCUACAUCUAUAACUCUAGUUCUGGAGCGUACUUGUUUCUGAUUCGAUUAGUUCUAUAUCGCUCGCUAGCGAACCUUGAGUUUCAAUUUUAAAGCCUCGGUUGAUAACCAAGUUUUUGCUCCGUAGGUUAGGAUGGGCAGUAUGUACAAGAGAAGGUCGCCCUUCAUUAGAACUUUCAUGGACCAGAAGCUCUUCCAGGCGUUCCCAAUACGUCUACCGAUUUCGAUAGUUUGCCUGUUCUCGAAGGAUGCUAUCUGACCCAAGUAAAACGUACUCGUCGACAUAUUGUAUAUCCUGCCCAUCUACUAUGUUUAGCUUAUUGGUCAUCAACUGAGUUUUCGCUCUAUUCAUUCAAUUUGUGUGUGAGUGAACAAUUUCGGAGAAGAUAUGGGACUUUUCUAUUAUUUGAUUAAGAGUUUGGAGAUGGUCUUGGUUAGUGGUGGAGAAGCUAGGUCGAAAUCCGGCUUGUUCGGGUGGCUGAUUUGUCCAGCAAUGGGGCAGUUAUAUUCUUUAUUAUUAUUUUAAUUAAUAAUAGAACAUUUUAACUUGUUUACCUAAUUUGUUACUAUGCCUAUAGCAUAACACGCAAUUUAAAGUCCUUUCCUAACUCAGGGUAGGUUUUGUAUUAGAAAAAAGAAGGAUAUUCCUUAAGAAAGGGCAAAGAUUCCAUAAAAUUUCACUCAGUUUUAUUAAAACGAAUAAUUUAGCUUCAAUCAUAGACUUUACUUUUGAAGUGUAUAUAGUGUCUAAGCUAAUUCUGUUGUUCAAUACUUGCACUUGUAAUGUCCAAUGUAAAAUAAACCUUAAAAGGCUCAACAGUUCAACUCCGCAACUGUACACGACGAAAAUUAUAGAUACCUACAGAAUUUCGAUCUAAGAAACUUUACCCUUCUUGACUUGAUUGUACUUUAAUUUAUAACCUGCUAAUGUGAUCGCAAUUGGUUUGUGUGUCUAAGUACGUCGGUGACUGCUGUAUUCAAAUAUCUUUAGUCUAGGCUUUUAUUACCUAUAAGAAUGUUACGAUUUUAUCAAAGAUGUGUGAUAUAUGUAAGUAAUUACUGUUGAGUUCACAAAAUAACUAUUUGGAAAUAUUUAUCAGUAUAAGCCGGGUCCACACAGAGCGAGCAUACGCGCGAGGCAGCAGGAUUUGCCACGCGCGUAUGCUUGCUCUGUGGACCCGGCUAUUGGUGAAAAUUUACUAGAUAAUAGAUAUCUAGUAAAUUUUCACCAAUAGCCGAUAAAAAAAUUCAUGACUACUUAUAUCUAAAUUUAUGUGCCAUUUAAAAUAAGAUUUGCUCAACUUAACUUUAGCCUGAGUGAUACUGCCUAUUGCCUUAAUGUUUUACAUAUAUGGGUAGAUUAGGUCAUUUUCGUUGUUUAAUUGAUCUCUUUUAGAUUAGACAUUAAGUUUUAAUGUAAAUUUAACACCUGCCAAAGAUUGCGUUUAAAGUUCCACAUUUAUUAUAAAAAUAAUAAAUUUAAUGUGUCUGAG